Messenger RNA from Ochlerotatus camptorhynchus, 1062 nucleotides. RefSeq names its product retinaldehyde-binding protein 1-like. The record is from RefSeq and is a predicted model, not a curated record. The transcript is spliced from 3 exons. Gene Ontology annotation, molecular function: phosphatidylinositol bisphosphate binding. Lineage: Eukaryota; Metazoa; Arthropoda; Insecta; Diptera; Culicidae. Bases 40 to 1041 code for a protein of 333 amino acids. Gene Ontology annotation, cellular component: membrane.
UUAUUAGAUAGAAAACAGGUCACACAACUGAACUCAGCGAUGAAGUUCACGAAGGCGCUCACGGCAGCGGACGAUUACAAGUUCCCAUUUUCGGAUGAACUUCGACGAAUAGCGGCGGAAGAGCUGAACGAAACGGACGACCGGCGAGAACAUGCUCUCAAAAUGCUACGCGAAUGGGCUGAGAAGAACCCCCGGAUCGUCAAAGUUCGAAUGGAUGCCAACUUCCUGUUGAAGUUCCUGCGGGCGAAGAAGUUCAGCAUUCCACUGGCACAGGAAAACAUCGAACGGUUUCUGCUGCUCAGAUUCGUCCGGGAUGGUAGCUUGUUCAUGAAUCUCGACUACCGUCAACCUCGGUUGACCAAGCUGCUGGACCUGGGCUACAUGUUUGCCCUGCCCAACCGGGACAAAAACAACCGUCGGGUGAUGUUCUACCGGCCGGGGGUGUUCGAUCUUAACGAGUACACCAACGAGGACAUGGUACGGGUUCAUGCCAUCUGCUACGACACGCUACUAGCGGACGAGGAGAAUCAGAUCCGGGGAAUCGUACAUGCCGGAGUUGGAACUGGCAUUGGUCUACAGUAUUUGACGCUAUUUUCAAUCAAGGAAGCGGUCAGGAUUGCGAAGAAUGGCGAACGGCUGCUGCCGAUGCGGCACCGGGAGAUGCAUGGGUGCAACAUUAAUCCGGCGCUGAAGAUUGCCGUCGAUUGGGGCCUGACGUUGAUUUCGGAAAAGCUGAGGAACCGCGUCCGACUGUACACCGAUAUCAAGGACAUCGAGAUGGAUAAGAGCCUCCUGCCGAAGGAGUACGGAGGUGUUACGCCGAUGGAGGAAAUGAUCCGGUUGUGGAAGGCCGAGGUGGAAGCGCACAGACCGGUUAUAUUGAACGAUGACAAUAUGACCGUACAUUUGGAAAUGUAUCCGGAAGCCGCCCGGGAAGGAUCGGUCAGUUCGUUGAAGCAGAAUUUGAACGGAUGUUCCGGGUUCAAGGACAACAGCACGUACGGCUUGGCGGGAAGCUUUCGAAAGCUGGAGGUGGAUUGAGUGCUGACUGCACGUGGGGGG